Messenger RNA from Quercus robur (English oak), 618 nucleotides. RefSeq lists its product as uncharacterized. Lineage: Eukaryota; Viridiplantae; Streptophyta; Magnoliopsida; Fagales; Fagaceae. The record is from RefSeq and is a predicted model, not a curated record. The transcript has a single exon. The coding region runs from base 1 to 618 and encodes 205 amino acids.
AUGUAUUUUAGCCAGAACACAGAUGAAGAAGCAAAAGCUGAAGUCUUCGAUUCUCUUAACUCUAUGCAGGAUUCCCAACCAAAGAAAUAUUUGGGCCUCCCAUCAUUAAUUGGAAGGUCAAAGAAGCAAGUUUUCAAUGAAAUAAAGGAAAGGGUUGGAAAGAAGUUAUCAGGGUGGAAGGAAAAACUCUUGUCGAUAGGUGGUAGGGAAGUCCUGAUUAAGGUUGUUGCCCAAGCUGUGCCUACUUAUACAAUGGGGUGUUUCUUACUCCCAAAAGGCCUUUGUGAGGAUCUUGAGAGAAUGAUGAGGAAUUUUUGGUGGGGACAAAGGCAUCACGAAUCAAAGAUUGCUUGGGUGAGUUGGUCAAAAAUGUGCAAAUCAAAAUUUGAAGAAGGAAUGGGUUUUCGAGACCUUCAAGCAUUUAAUUUGGCCAUGCUAGCAAAGCAGGGAUGGGGGAUGAUGUCUCACCCUUCAUCAUUGAUGGCUCGACUAUACAAGGCAAGAUACUUCCCAAACAAUGAUGUUUUAAGUGCUAACUUGGGGAGUAACCCAUCAUUUGCUUGGAGAAGCAUCCACCAAAGUCUGGAAGUUCUAAAACAAGGCACAAAUGGAGGGUAG